Messenger RNA from Lottia gigantea (owl limpet), 1446 nucleotides. RefSeq lists its product as hypothetical. Lineage: Eukaryota; Metazoa; Mollusca; Gastropoda; Lottiidae. Gene Ontology annotation, biological process: protein O-linked glycosylation via fucose; GDP-fucose import into Golgi lumen. Bases 1 to 981 code for a protein of 326 amino acids. Gene Ontology annotation, molecular function: antiporter activity. The transcript is spliced from 2 exons. Gene Ontology annotation, cellular component: Golgi apparatus. The record is from RefSeq and is a predicted model, not a curated record.
AUGUUAAAUAGAAAGAGUAAAGUAUUGGUGGUCGUUCCCCUUUAUUGGAUAGUUUCCAUAUCUAUUGUGUUUGUCAACAAACAUUUAUUAAACAACAACAACAAACAAGACUUGUCCAUAUUUAUAGCCUGGUUCCAAUGUUUGGUAUCAGUUCUGACAUUGUUUUUGCUAAAACUUGUCAUGCCUGGAAAAGUUCCACCUUUGGAAAUUCCAACUUUACUACACAGUGAUAUGUUAUCCUUGUCCUUCAACUUUGUGGCUUCUUUAACUCUGAAUAAUCUUAUGCUCAAACAUAUCAGUGUGGCUUUUUAUCAAAUCGGUCGCUCGUUCACGUUAAUAUUCACCAUUAUAUUGAGUGUGUGUAUGUUACAUAAACACUUAAAGAUAACCACCCUUAUUCCAUGUGUGUGUAUCAUAUUAGGAUUUUUCAUCAGUGUGGGAGAGGAAGAAGAAUCAGGAACUGUCUCCAUCUGGGGAAUUAUAUAUGGAAUAUUGUCCAGUCUUUCAGCAGCGUAUUGUGCCAUAUAUUUUCGUAAAGUAGAAGGUAUAACCAAUGGCAGUGCAGUGAAAAUAGCUUAUUAUAAUAAUGUGAAUAGUUUUAUUAUAUUUUUACCGUUAGUUAUUAGUACUAAUCAACUAUCAAAUGUUUUCCAUUCCACUCUGAUAUAUGAUAAAUAUUUCUGGAUGUGUUUGGGUCUGUCUGGGGUCAUGAGCUUGACCAUGGGAUGGGUCAGUGCUUUGCAAAUUCAGUAUACAUCCCCUGUAACCCAUCACAUUAGCAUCAAUGCCAAAUCUGUGGCCCAAACUGUCAUAGCCAUCAUAUUGUACAAGGAAUCAAAGUCUCUGGUUUGGUGGACUGGAAACCUGUUAGUUAUGUCAGGAAUUUUGUCAUACGCUUGGUUGAAUUUUCAGGAACGAGAAGAACCUAUUCUGUUAAAAUCCUCACCAAAACCAGAAAAGAAUGGUGUAUCUGUGUUGUGAUCAAUACAAAAUGCAUCUCAUCGCAGAAUAAUUUUAAGUGGGUAUGCAAGCCAAUUUAAGGUGUUAUUUUUCUUUUUGAUGUAAAUGGAAAAACCUUUUAUAUUCAGUGCCAGAGGAUUAUGUUGUAUUUUCAAAUUUGGUUUUUGCCAUGGUAAAUAUUCUCUAGUUAUUUGCUUCCUAAAUUGAAAAUCUGGCAUAAGGUUAGUAGACAAUCAAUUCACUAAUCUACCAUAUAAUUGGAAAAAACUCAGAUCCAGUGGAAGUCUGCAGAUUUUAUUUCAUUGUAGAUAAACUUGUGUCAGAUUUUCAUUUAGUGCACAGUAUUUUUGAAAUUGUUGAAAAAUAAGAAUAUUUAAUAACCGUUUUUUAACACCAAGUGUUUAAAAAGUUACUUAAACCUAUAUUACACAAUGUAUUAAAAUGUUAUAUUAUUGUUUUCAAUUAAAGAAAAUUCAUUUUCAUGUA